Parasteatoda tepidariorum (common house spider) is the source of this 2223-nucleotide messenger RNA. RefSeq names its product myeloid differentiation primary response protein MyD88. Gene Ontology annotation, cellular component: plasma membrane. The record is from RefSeq and is a predicted model, not a curated record. Lineage: Eukaryota; Metazoa; Arthropoda; Arachnida; Araneae; Theridiidae. Gene Ontology annotation, molecular function: TIR domain binding; Toll-like receptor binding. Gene Ontology annotation, biological process: innate immune response; Toll signaling pathway; defense response to Gram-positive bacterium.
UCCCGGAAGCAUUAACCCUGUGCGCCUCUACAGUAAAUAAAGUAACAUCAUCUUAAAAGGAAACCUUUAUCUUUUAAAAAAUUGAAUACUUUCACUUUCUCUGUUUUGUUUAAUUUUCCUAAACAUUUCAUGGUAAAUGUCUAAAAUUUUGGCAUGGAAGUUUUAGAUUUUAAUGCUGUUCCAGCCAAAGCUCUUAAAUGUUCAACUAGGCUGAAAUUGGGAGAAUUCCUUGAUCCGAAACAAGAAAUUCUAUUUAAAAAUGGUUUCGCUCGGGACUAUCGUGGAUUGGCAGAUCAGAUGGACUUUCAAUAUAAUGAAGUACGAAAUUUUGAAAGAUAUGAUAGUCCAACUCUUAAAAUAAUAGAUGCAUGGUCUGUACUUCCUCAUACAACCAUGGGCCAGCUUAUUCAAUACCUUGAAAAUAUGGGUCGACAUGAUAUUCUGCAAGACUUACAACCGAAAUUAGAAUUAGAUGCUAAAUCUUAUAUACAGAGAUAUAUACAAGCCCAGAGUCAAGAAAGUCCACUUCAAGUAGAUGAAAUAUCAUCAUGUCGUUCAGUAUCAUCUGAUGUACGUUUGGAUGAUUCUGGGAUUUUGACGAGAGAAGAUGCAUAUACUGGAGAGGUCACUGUAUAUGAUGCCUUUGUUUGUUAUGCUGAUGAAGAUAUUGAAUUUGUUAGGGAGUUGGCAAGAUUUUUAGAAGCUGUAGGUUUCAAGCUUUAUAUUCGAGAGCGAGAUAUGUUAGCAGGACAAUCAGAAUAUGAAACAAGCUUGCAGCUAAUUCAUGAGAGGUGUAAGCGUGUGUUGAUCAUUUUAUCACCUGAUUUCUUAAGAUGUCCUGCUUAUGAAGCCCAAGCCAGUUUUGCUGCAGGUUUAGGAAUCGAUGAAAAGUGCCGCAAAUUGAUUCCCAUUGUACACAAGCCAUGCGACAUUCCCAUGAUGCUCAAGUUUAUAUCGAAAAUUGAUUUCACAAAACCAGGCUGUGUGGUAGAAUGGAUAUGGGACAAAGUCAUAUCAUCUCUUCGAGAUGGCCAUGGUCCAUCUUCAUCAUUUGUAUCGACUGAGAGGCGAUAUCCUGCAGUGUUACCGCAGUCAUUCCAACAGAUUCAACCAGGAUCACCUGAUCCAGCUUAUCCAUCAAUUACUUAUCCACCCUCAACCAGUUCAAUCAUCAAUACUAGUUGCAGCAUCUCUCCUCCCCAAAUGAUAUUUCAAGAGGAAUCACUGUCUGACUCGGCUGUAAAUUUGAAUAGAGUUGCUUCGAAGCAGAAAAGCAAAUUGGAAAAUUUCAGAUUUUGGAAACUACCUAAAAAAAAUACGAAUGAUUGUUCUACUUCUUCAUCGAAUGUGACGAGUGGUUUUCACAGCCAAAUGUCUGACGAGGGUAGUGAACCAAGUCGAUGGGCGCAGCCCUUUUCAGCUACUUGGGACCGAAUGAAUCAGGGCACAUAACUGUUCAACUAACUACAACUUUUGUACUUAAUUUUUUAAAUGGCUUAAAAGUUCAAAAUUAAAACUAAAUAUACAUGUAUAUUAAUUUUUUUUUAUUGAUAUGCAUACAAAGUGUUCUGUAAACGUUAUCCUUAACUUCUAUUUUUAGAACCUUAGGCUGUGCAUCUGUAUUUAAGUGAGGAAAAAAAAGCAAAAUUUAACAGAAUGUAAGAGUGCAGUUUGAAAAAGGCAGUGUUGAAAUAAAUUUGUUUGAUUUCAAGAAAAAAAACACAAAGGAGUUGAAAGGUGAUAUUUAGAAGGUGCUCUAAAUAUUUUUAAGACAAUCAAAUAAGUUUUGAUGUUUUUCAUCCCACUUUCUUCACUAGUAAUUUAAAAUGGAUUUUAAUUGCAUUUUGUUUAAAUAUUUAUUUUGUGUUCACUAAUAUACAUACAUUAGUGACAAGGAUCAUAAAAAUAUAUAUAUUAAGGGCUGCCUUUACAGAAUAAUUUAAAUAAAAAUAUAUAUUAAUGCCACAUGCAUAAUUGAAAUCAACAUUCCUCAAUAUUUAUUGUUUAUACCUAAAAGUAAAUGAUUAUUUUAUUAGUAAGUAAGGAAAGGAUUCAUAUAUUUUUUUAUCGUAAUAUUUUGUGCGUGAAGAAUAUUGUGAAACAAAAAUAUCUUAUAAAUGGAGUAUCUUAGCUUUUAGUUUCUUAAUAAGUAAACUUAUAACUUUUUUAAGAAACAAAAAUGUCCAUAUAAAAAUAUAUAUGUGUCAUUUUUAUUUUCCUGUA